This is a messenger RNA of Passer montanus (Eurasian tree sparrow), 1217 nucleotides long. Its product is annotated as cytochrome c1, heme protein, mitochondrial. The coding region runs from base 1 to 1092 and encodes 363 amino acids. The transcript has 6 exons. Gene Ontology annotation, molecular function: heme binding; electron transfer activity. The record is from RefSeq and is a predicted model, not a curated record. Lineage: Eukaryota; Metazoa; Chordata; Aves; Passeriformes; Passeridae. Gene Ontology annotation, biological process: mitochondrial electron transport, ubiquinol to cytochrome c.
AUGGCGGCGCUGCGGGGCCUGCGGGCGCUGCCGGGGCUGCGGGCGCUGCCGGGCCCGGCCCCGCUGUUCCCGUUCCCGGUAUCCCCGGUAAUUCCACUAUCCCGGUGUCCCUGUCAUUGUUCCCGGGCCGCUCCCGUCCCCGCCGGGCGCUGGCGGUGCUGGGGGCGCUGGCUGGGGGGGGGUCCCUGUCCCGGUCCCUGUGUCACCCCAGUGUCCCCAUGUCCCCCCCAGGUGUCCCUGUCGUCGUUCCCGGGCCGCUGCCGCCCCCGCCGGGCGCUGGCGGUGCUGGGGGCGCUGGCCGGGGGGGGGUCCCUGGCCGUGGCCCUGUCGCUGUCCCUCGGGGGGGGCCCCCUGAGCGCGGGGGAGCUGGAGCUGCACCCCCCGAGCCUGCCCUGGAGCCACGGCGGCUACCUGGCUGCGCUGGACCACGCCAGUGUCCGCAGGGGGUUCCAGGUGUACCGCCAGGUGUGCUCUGCCUGUCACUCCAUGGAGUUUUUGGCCUUCCGGAACCUCAUCGGCGUCACCCACACCGAGGCUGAGGCCAAGGCGCUGGCAGAGGAGGUGGAGGGGCAGGACGGCCCGGAUGAGAACGGGGAGAUGUUCAUGCGGCCCGGGAAGAUCUCGGAUUAUUUCCCCAAGCCCUACCCCAACCCCGAGGCCGCGCGGGCGGCCAACAACGGGGCGCUGCCCCCCGACCUGAGCUACAUCGUCAACGCCAGGCACGGGGGCGAGGACUACGUGUUCGCGCUGCUGACGGGGUACUGCGACGCCCCCGCGGGGGUCUCGCUGAGGGAGGGGCUCCAUUACAACCCCUACUUCCCGGGCCAGGCCAUCGGCAUGGCCCCCCCCAUCUACGACGAGGUGCUCGAGUUCGAAGACGGUACGGGGGGCUGGGGGGCUGGGGGCGGUGGGGUGGGUCUGGGGUCCCUCGGGUGGGUCUGGGCUCCCUCGGGGCGGGGCUGGGCUCUCAGUGCCCCCCGCCCACAGCUGCUGCUGCUCUCGGGGCUGCUCGUGCCCCUGCUGUACUACAUGAAGCGCCACAAGUGGUCGGUGCUCAAGAGCAGGAAGAUGCUCUACCGGCCCCCCAAGUAGGGGCUGCCCCCCAGACCCGGCCCGGGGGGCUCCGAGCCCCCCAAAUCCUGUUCUGGGGGGGCUCCGAGCCCCCCAAAUCCCGUUCUGGGGGGGCCCCGAGCCCCCCAAAUCCCGUUCUGGGGGGG